AUGCAUCCGCGAAACGUGGCAUUUCUCAUUAUUGGUCUGUGUAUAUGGACCGUCAACACCGCAGAUACAUGUCUGAAAGAGUACACUGCGUCUGCUAGUGAACAACAUUUCACAGUGAAAACUGGCAUUGUUGGUUGUCAGGCUCUCGUAAAGCCAACGGAUGGGAAGAAAGCAAUGGUUUAUCUGAAAGUCUCGGGAACUGGUAGUGCCACGGAAUGUGUACAGCUGGCCAGUGGAGACACAAAGACGAGUAUAUGCGCGACUCCGAACAAAAACACUUUUAACUCGACUGAUCAGAUCGAGGUUGGCACAGAUUUGGGUGCAUCCAGCACAACGGUUACAAUGACCACCACCACCACCACGACCACGACGACGAAAACGACAACGACGACCGCAGCAAAACCUUCCGGCCCGGAUCCAUCUCCCCCGGGAUCUUCAGAGGCCGCAGGUGUACUCAAAGCGCGCAAAAAACGGUCCACACCGAGGAACACCGAUAUAACUGUUUAUUAUAUGCUGGAUGGAGCCGCAUUGUUCACUCCAUCGCUUGGACUGCUGCUAUUCACCAUUCUGAAUCUCCUGUCCGUCAAUUGCUUGCGAGGGAUUGCAUAA
Echinostoma caproni is the source of this 609-nucleotide messenger RNA. The record is from the annotation of a GenBank genome assembly. NCBI's taxonomy places the organism in Eukaryota, Metazoa, Platyhelminthes, Trematoda, Plagiorchiida, Echinostomatidae.